Messenger RNA from Salvia splendens (bonfire salvia), 2400 nucleotides. RefSeq lists its product as uncharacterized. NCBI's taxonomy places the organism in Eukaryota, Viridiplantae, Streptophyta, Magnoliopsida, Lamiales, Lamiaceae. The record is from RefSeq and is a predicted model, not a curated record. The coding region runs from base 1 to 2400 and encodes 799 amino acids. The transcript has a single exon.
AUGGAUGCGUCGGACAGACGGAUCGAUCGGGGGGAGACGACACGCCGCCCUGAGCGAGACCCUACAUAUUUUUCCGACGAGGGGGACGGUGAGGGAUAUUAUUCGCAAGGAGAUGUUUGGCCGGCGGACGAGGAGGGACCCCCGGUUUUCAACCACGACAGGCGUGUCCGUGGUGGGGUUUUCCGCCGGCGUAGGGGAGCUGGUCGCGACUUACCCAGGCGCGAGGCUGCCUCUGGCACGGGGGCUUAUCAUACAUACACUGCCCCACGGCCUCGUACGAGCUGGGAUAGACCGGCGGAUCGCGGGGCAACGGAACUAGAGAGGUGUUUCCGGGAAUACCGCCACCCGACAUCGUGGGAUUCUCCUUUGCUUCGCACGAAUACGACGGGAGGCAGAACUGACAGACCAAAGGACCUCUCCAUGAAGGCGCCUCGUUUCGACGGGUCUGACGCGACAAAUUGGAUUUCCAGGGUUGAGUAUUAUUUCGACCAUUUGCAGAUGCCGGAUUAUGAACGCCUUCACUACGUGGUGAUGCUUUUUCAACCACCAGCGGCCGAGUGGAUCUUUAACUACCGGGAGAAUAACCCUGUGGUGACGUGGCGGGAGUUUUUGGAGGAUGUGCGACACAGGUUUGAUCCACAGAGCUUACGCAAUUGUAUCGGGCCGUUGUCUAAAUUGGUGCAGACAGGUUCAGUCGCAGAAUAUCACGACGCGUUUGAACGGUAUCUAAAUCGGGUACGGGGCCUAUCUGAGGAGGCGUUGAUUCCGAUUUUCAUAACGGGCCUCAAGGAGCCGAUACAGGAGAAGGUGGAGUUACAACAGCCGGGUUCGCUGGCGGAGGCGAUGGCUUUGGCCUUGCGGCUGGCUGUGUCUCAUGAGGAGAGACAUCCCCCACAUUCCCGCGGCAAGUGGAAUGGCCGUGAUCACAGGGCGUCGACCGUGACCCCGAUCGCCCAGCCUGGCCAACCUGACCAAUCGGCACGGGAUCCCCCACGCCCCAGCUUCAGGCCAAUUCGAGUCUCCAACGCGGAGAAGGCAGAACGUUCACGAAAGGGAUUGUGUUACCACUGCCCAGAACGGUGGGUCCCGGGACAUGUGUGCAAACAGAAAAUGCUAUCUUAUGUGGGCGAGGAGGAUGGUGACAAUGUGGUUGACGACUCGGAUGGCAGUGAGGAAUGUGAAACCCUUAUCACCGCCGACUUGUCGCAUCUUCAUACCUUGGCGGGAGGCAGUAAGGGUCGCCCAUUUAAUGUUGUGGGAAAUAUCGCGGAGACAACGACCAGCAUUCUCAUUGACACGGGUAGCACACAUGAUUUUCUUCACCCCAGGGUGGCGAGCCAAUUACACUUACCACUGACUCCUAUACGGCCGUUUCGUGUUUAUGUGGGCAACGGUGCGUCUUUGGUGUGCUCAUACAUUGCGCGUCGAAUCAAGCUUUCCAUUCAAGGAGUCGAUUUCCUCAUUGAUUUACAUGUUAUGGAGAUCCACGGACCUGAUAUUGUCCUGGGAAUGGAUUGGCUCGAGUCAUUGGGCAAAGUCUCGGCCGAUUUUGUAGGAAAGACGCUAGAGUUUAGCAAGAAUGGGGGUCGCGUGAUGUUGCGCGGGGUCCAGCCCUCACCGCGUCUCAUCUCCCUGCAGUCUUUGGCCCUGCUAACGGCCCAUUCAUCGUCUCAUGAGUUUUACGAGAUUAUUCAGAUAGACGCAGAGGCAGUUGGUGCGGGGACGACGACGGUUGAGGAUUUUCCGCCGGAUACUUCCCCUGAUGUCCGACUGGUUUUGGAGCAGUUCAGGCCGGUCUUCGUUGUACCGAUGAGAAUGCCCCCGCGGCGAGAUUUUGAUCACCGCAUUCAUCUCCUUCCUGACUCUAAACCAGUCAAUGUGCGGCCUUACCGUUAUCCCUACUUUCAGAAGAACGAGAUUGAGCGACAGGUGCGGGAGAUGCUCGAGCAGGGGAUAAUUCAGCGAAGCCACAGUCCAUUUUCUUCCAUGGUGCUCCUUAUACGGAAGAAGGAUGGGACUUUCAGAUUCUGCAUUGAUUACCGGGCUCUGAACCUGGCAACGGUCCCGGAUCAUUUUCCCAUCCCGACUGCGGACGAACUGUUUGACGAGCUCGGCAAAGCUCAAUUUUUUACUAAAUUGGAUUUGCGUUCGGGCUACCAUCAGAUCCGCAUGCAUGACGCGGAUGUCUUCAAGACGGCUUUUAGAACCCACGACGGCCAUUUUGAGUUCUUGGUUAUGCCGUUUGGCCUCACUAAUGCCCCUUCGACUUUUCAGGCAGCAAUGAACAAAAUAUUCGAGCCUCUACUACGGAAGUGUGUUAUCGUCUUCUUCGACGACAUUCUUAUUUACAGCCCAACGUUAGAGGAGCACUGCUCUCAUUUGCUAGAAGUGCUGACGUAA